AUAUACUGUGAUAUGACCUCCAGGGUCAAAAGUUACAAAGUUGUUGUUGGACGGGUGGGUGAAAUUCCACCAGUUUGUACUUUUGUUUAUCAAGACCAGGUCCGCCAACAAAGCUUUGUCACCACCGUUUCUACCUUCAGCUGCUUCACUGCGAAAGCAAAGAAAACAAUGGCCAGUUGGACCACAUGGCUGAUGACCGUGCUGGUCGGCUUGGCCACCCUGGUGUUGGUCAGCUGGGUGCUGGACAUCAUCAAGCGCCGGAGGAUGCCGCCUGGACCAUUCUUCUGGCCAAUCAUUGGCAACAUCUUCAUGUUUGGAGGCCAGUUCUACCUGACGUUCGUCGAGCUGGGUAAGAAGUAUGGAGAUGUGUUCAGUCUGAAGCUUGGCAUGAGGGACGUGGUGGUGCUCAACAGUCUGGACGUCAUCAGGGAGGCACUGGUGAAGAAAGGGGCGGACUUCGCAGGCAGGACCCAGACUGCGACUGGUGACCUGAUAUCAGAAGGUGGGAAGGACAUUGUGAUGGGUGACUUCAACCCAACAUGGAAACUGCAGAGGAAGCUGUUCCAUGGUGCAGUCAGAGCUUAUGCCACAGGGCGUACCUUAGAGGACAAGGUACAGGGAGCCCUGAAUGACGUCAUUGACGAGUUCUCCAGUCUGGAGGGGAAAGCAGUGGAUGUGGAAGCUCACGUCUUUAAACUGGUCCUCAAUGUUGUCUGCUCUGCCACCUUUGGGCACAGGUAUAAGAUGGAAGACGAGGAUUUCCAGUUUUUGAUGAGGAUGAGCCAAAAGUUUUUUGAGCUCGGGGCCCAGGGGAUGCUGGCUGACAUCUAUCCUUCUCUUGCCUUCCUACCAACACCGAACAACCUGCGAGAUAUCACAGACCACUUUAUCAAGCUUCAGAAGGAGGCGGAGGAAGAGGGAGAUGCGGACAUCAAUUCCCUCACAGACACUCACAUCCGACAGACCAUCGUUGACAUCUUCGGUGCGGCCCUGGACACGACCGUGCAGUCAAUGCGCUGGUCCAUCGUACUGCUGGCUGCCCACCCUGAAGUGCAGGAGAAGCUAGCAGCCGAGCUGGACAGUGUCGUGGAGCGGAACAGACAACCAUCGCUUGCAGACCGCUCUGCCCUGCCGUACAUGGAUUCUACGAUCAACGAGGUCCUGCGGUUUGGGAUCGUGGUCCCACUGUCUGUACCUCACGCCACAACUGUGGACACUACCCUGAUGGGUUAUGAGAUCCCCAAAGGAACUUGGAUCAUGCCCAACCUGUGGAAUGCCGUGCGAGAUCCCGAGAUCUGGGGCGAUCCCAACGUGUUCCGCCCCGAACGCUUCCUGGAUGACGAUGGGAAAGUCUUACCUAAACCAUCUGCACUCAUGCCUUUCAGUGCUGGUCGCCGAGCCUGUCCAGGUGAACCCAUGGCCAGAGCUGACAUCUUCCUCCUGCUGGCAGGACUGGUGCAGAAGUUCAAGUUCAGCCUGCCGGAGGGAGAGGGGCCGCCCGACCUCGCCCCAGAUCCCAAGGGCGCGGGACUCUUCUGUAUUGCCUGUCCCUACAAGGUGGUGAUGACCCACAGGAAGUAAUUACCUAUGACCCAGGAAGUGAAUGGUUGUGACCAAGAGAUGUUGUACUCUUUGUUAUCAGUUAUCAGUAAUGUUAAGAAAAUUUGUGCCUUUGGCUAUGUAUUAUAUCAUGGUUACAAAUUGGAGCUGAAAGCCUUUAGAAGUCUAGAAACUCAAGAUUUUUAACCUGAACAUUUACAUUUCUUAAGAAAGUUAAUAAAAAUUCAAUAUGUGAACAUUCCAUCAACAGUGAAGAAUCAAAAUUAAGAGAGUGUAAGAAGAUAUGCAGAGACCAUGAUUAAGUGCAAGACAAGUCUUGUUGAGAUGGCAAUUUCUAGGGUUGUUUUUUUCAAGGUUUGAUUGAUUUAUGCAGAGUCAAGUAAAACCCUUAGAAUACUUGAUUUUUUUAAAAGGAUAUUAUCUAAAUGGAAUAAAGGUAUGGUGUGAUCCUGUGUAAAGGUAACUGUACAUAGAUAGAGGACAGGUUUACUUCUUAAAUGUCUAGUUAAGAUCUUGAAGUAGGUAUUUAAUACCUGCCAGAUAUAAAUUAACGCCACUUGCUGCAUCAACACAUGAUCUCCAGAUUGCAGUUACCAGGCAACAGAGGUUUGAUUGACCUUGGAGAUCUCAGAAGUAGUGUGAAAAGAAGGACAUCUAUGUGUGUGACCUUGCCAGUGUGAAUACACUGGACAUAGCUGCUUGGAAUCGUGGUGUGAAGACUAGCCGACUGCUGCCUACCCGUGUCAGGGAUCUCAGCAGCAGUAUAAUCAAAUAAUGGAUACUACUAAUAUUAAUGAGUAUAGCAAAAAUCUUUUGGGAUUGAGUAGUUGCUUGCAAACAAAUCUAACAAUUUUAGUCAAUGAAUCUCUAAAUUUUAAUCAAUAGGACUCACUUCAUGUUACAUACAGUAUCAUAAAGUUGUAUCAAAUCAGUAAGGGAAUGUGAUGUUAUUGUACUUAGGUUAUCCAUUGGAAAAAAUAUAUUGUCCUAAUCUUGCCAUGUAGGGGAAUAUAAAAUCUACUGCGACCAAACCAACUCUGUAUUGUUUGUAUUGUUUAUGUGGUUAACUGAAGCAAUAUUUUUUAUUCAGUUUGCUGAUAUAGCUAGGGUGAAGGCUGAUGUUAUGACUGAUACAUAUGGGCAAAGUAUAUGUGUAUGGAGAGCAGUCUUUAUUUCCUUUGCCAAGAAACUUUUGUAAAAGUU
This is a messenger RNA of Branchiostoma floridae (Florida lancelet), 2763 nucleotides long. Its product is annotated as cytochrome P450 1A1-like. Gene Ontology annotation, molecular function: steroid 17-alpha-monooxygenase activity; heme binding; iron ion binding. NCBI's taxonomy places the organism in Eukaryota, Metazoa, Chordata, Leptocardii, Amphioxiformes, Branchiostomatidae. Gene Ontology annotation, biological process: progesterone metabolic process; hormone biosynthetic process. The record is from RefSeq and is a predicted model, not a curated record.